This is a messenger RNA of Nematolebias whitei (Rio pearlfish), 1653 nucleotides long. RefSeq names its product abhydrolase domain containing 4, N-acyl phospholipase B (gene abhd4). The coding region runs from base 91 to 1221 and encodes 376 amino acids. The transcript is spliced from 9 exons. NCBI's taxonomy places the organism in Eukaryota, Metazoa, Chordata, Actinopteri, Cyprinodontiformes, Rivulidae. The record is from RefSeq and is a predicted model, not a curated record. Gene Ontology annotation, molecular function: phosphatidylcholine lysophospholipase A1 activity. Gene Ontology annotation, cellular component: lipid droplet.
UACAAAACAAGGAAAGCCUUUAAAGCAACUUCAAAACGGAGACGGGACAAUUGGUUGUCAGACUUUUUUCACCUGAAUGUAGUAACCGAAAUGUGUCAACUAAUGGAUCCAGCUACAACCACAGCUCCCAUGCAAAACGACUGUGAGACAGAGUUGGAAACUAAACAAAACUGGUCGAGUUCACUCUGGAGCUGGUGGCCUUCUUGGAGUCCAACCUCCAUGUCCCUGUUGAAGACUGCAGAGUCCAAAAUUCUUGCCUGUAUUCAGAAUAACAUUUGGGCCAGAUUUGUGACUCUUCCAAGCCAGGACCGAAUAUGGACUUUAUCUGUCAACAAGGCAGCUUCAAAACCUGCAGAACAAGCGUCUAAAACUCCCCUAGUGAUGGUUCAUGGCUUUGGGGGAGGCGUUGGACUGUGGAUCAGGAACUUGGAUGCACUGAGUUGCUCACGGACCGUCCACGCCUUUGACCUGUUGGGCUUUGGCAGAAGUUCCAGGCCUCACUUCCCCUCAGAGGCUGCCAAGGCAGAAGAACAAUUCGUUAACUCUAUUGAACAAUGGAGGCAGUCUGUAGGAGUGGAGAACAUGAUCCUGCUGGGCCACAGCUUGGGAGGCUAUCUUGCUACCUCAUACGCAAUUCAGCACCCUUCUAGAGUGUCACAUCUUAUCUUGGUAGACCCCUGGGGCUUCCCUGAGAGAGCAAAGCCACAGACCAAUGAGAGUCAGGACACAGAGGUGGUGAAGAGAAUGUCCCCUCCACGAUGGGUGAAAGUUAUUGCAUCGGUUGUUUCCCUCUUCAACCCACUGGCAGUGAUCAGAGCAGCAGGACCGUGGGGUCCAGGCUUGGUGAACAGAUUCCGUCCUGAUUUCAAAAGAAAGUUUGAAGAUCUGUUUGAUGACGACACAAUGACGCAGUACAUCUACCACUGCAAUGCACAGAAUCCAAGUGGGGAGGUUGGUUUCCGGGCCAUGUCAGAAACCCUGGGCUGGGCCAAGAGACCUAUGCUGCAGCGUGUCCACCUUCUGCCCCCCUCUAUGCCCGUCUCCAUGCUGUAUGGAGCACGGUCCUGGGUGGACAGCUCGUCUGGGGACAGAGUUACUGAGAUCAGAGGCCAAGCCCACACCAGAGUGCUGCUCAUAAACCAUGCCUCACACAAUGUGCAUGCUGAUGAACCAGAACAGUUUAACCAAGUGGUUGAAGAAAUCUGUCAAUCUGUGGACUGACCAUGUGUGAUCUAAAAGGACUUCUGUGUUGGCAGUUCAUCAUGAAGGUCGCAGCUCUGCACCUCUUCAAUGUUCUGCUCUGAGGCAUUUUCAUUUGAAUGUAAUUAUGGUUUCAGUUUUCCUGUCCUAAGUCCAUACAUUAACAUUUGAUAAGUGGUGUUUGUACUAUAAUGAUUAAAUAUGUUUAUAUCAUGAAGAUGUUCCUAUAUUCUGCUCACACAAAAAAUAGUCAAAUUUAUAUAUUUAUCCAAAAGGAAAGAAUUGUACUGUUUUUGUUAUUUAAGAAAUGAUAAAGAUGAAUCUUUGAGGUUGAACUGAAUCUACAGUUAAACUCACUUUAACUUGUGCCUAAUGCAGUAAAUCCUUUUGCAUGUCUUUUAUCUGUUUUAUGGUUUGUUUGUUUUCUCUAAAUCACACAAAUGGUUGUGGUGC